This is a messenger RNA of Penicillium salamii, 1638 nucleotides long. The record is from the annotation of a GenBank genome assembly. Lineage: Eukaryota; Fungi; Ascomycota; Eurotiomycetes; Eurotiales; Aspergillaceae.
AUGGCUCAACUUGACUUGGGUCGAGCCACCCUCCGAAUUCGAGAUUCACCAUUGCAGCUUCACAUAUUCGCAACGGCCAACCUUUCCCAGUUACAGAUUCGAGACAAAACAACACCUCCCAGAGAGACUACUCAAUUAUUUGAUCCGAAGGACGUUUGGAUAACGGGAGCACCCGAGAUGCAGCUACGCUUCUUCCUUGGCUAUGAUUGGAGGUUGAGGAGUGCAGUCAACAUACUGGCUACCACAUUGAGAGCCAAGCUUGAUGCACUCGAGGCAGGUUCUCGAAACAAAGCGUGGGACUACCUUGCUAAUCAUCAGGUUCAGGUCUGGUCGGAGCUCGGAUUCUCGGCUGUACUCAGCACGGGGGGUGUUGGGGAAACCGAUAUCCCUGGAAAAUAUACCUUGAGUAUUGGCCUGCGCAAACAGCAUCCGAAGCAAGACCACAAAAGGCACUGGACUCUUCCUACCGUGAUGGUUAAACCACCAGACAUAUCACCACUUCGGGACGUAUCAACGGCGACGUUGGUUUCAGUUGAUAUCUCAUUGGAAUACUGCUUCCACAAAGGAGAGCUUUCUCAGGCCCCAAACCCCUUCAUGUCUAAAGUUGAAACCGCCUGCAGGAACCCUUUGUCCGUCUCGUCAUCUGCUUUUGAGCUUGAGCUCCAGGCAAUGGCGGAAGCAAGACUUCCAGAAGCGAGGUCUGAAUCCACCUGGCUCGAAGAAAUGCUCCCCGAUGCGUUGUUUCAACACCUUGGGCUGCAAGUCCAACAGAAACCAGCAAUUGAACCGGCAAUUCCUCCCGGGGCUCUCCAAAGACUCUUUGAGCUCGGACUCAGACGGUUGAUGAUACCAAACAAGAUACGAGACCCAGAAAUUUGGGUGUCAGAUGGAGCUUCCCUCAUCAGCCUUGCGGAUUUUGCCCCCGUGGUGUUUAAACUAGGACACCAAGAGGCAAUCAAUCAGCGAGGGGUGACCAUGCCAAUCAUCACCAAAGCGAUUUCAGCUAUGCUCAAAGGAGGUCAGAAUCCCUCCCUCCAAGCCCAACUCACAAGCUCCAUGGAGUCGUCUCAUUCUACAGAACUUCCUCUCCAUGAAAUCGAUUCCCAAGGGACAUAUCUGAGGACUGCGAUUCACUCAAAACUUUGGAAUAUUGCCCAGAAAAGUACAAGCAAGCCAAAACCACUCACACAGAAAUCAUUCCUGCUUCCUGCAAGCAACGUCGACACAUAUACUCAUGAGACAGAAAUGACCACAAUUCCCAUGCCUGUGGGUCAGAAAUCCGACAGGAUAAUUUCUGGUGCCAACACAGGCCACCAAGUCCACCCAGAUGAAGCAUAUGAAGGAGAUUCUCCAAGCUUUCUGCGUGAGUCUCACUGCCCGAGCGAAACCGAGGAACAGCUGUUGGACAACUACAGCGACAGCAGCUUCAUGGACCUCGGUGAAUCAACACAAAGCUCCCUCGAUACUUUGUUCUCAGCCGCUCCUUCUUCUCAAACCACUGGGAGUAACGAAGAAGCAAUGCUCUUCUCGGAUGACCAGGAUGUGGCAGAUUGUAGAGAGUUUAUUAUGGAAUAUCCAUAUUCUGCGGAGAAUAUAGGAUCUUGGGAUUCAGAUCUCAUCAUGACGGAUGAAGUAUAA